GUUUGUUUGUAGUAAAUAGGUUGAAGCGAUUCUAAAAUGCCGCCUGCUAGAGCAGUCCCGAUCGUUAUUGGCGUAGGAGACAUCAAAAACCGCUCACAAAAAGUCGAGGAUGCAAUCGAGCCUUUAAAUUUGAUGCUUCAUGCAACGCAGAAAGCACUCGAGGACACUGGUUUGUCCACAUCAGCUGCGAAAGAGUUACAAUCGCAUAUAGAUCAUGUGGGAGUCGUCAAUACCUGGACCUGGUUGUAUCCUGAUCUCCCCGGAUUGAUCUCAGACAAUCUGGGCAUCAAACCAAAGUUCAAGGUUCUAAGCCACCACGGAGGCGAUUCUCCCGCCAAGCUAUUCGAUGAAGCUGCAAGGAGGAUAUCACUUCGACAAAGUAAGGUGGCGAUUGUGACAGGUGGAGAGGCUUUGGCAUCAUGUGAGUUGGGUUCGUGUGCUGCUGCUGGGAAAAUGCCUCCUCCGGGGUGGACAUCCCCGGACGAGAGUGGUACUGCCGUCAGCGUUUCUGAUUUAUCAAGUAGGCAGCAAGGUCUUGGUACACUGCAUUCCAUUGGUUUGCCAAUACAUGUUUAUCCAUUGUAUGAGAAUGGGUUUCGUGCGCAUCGAAGACAGUCGGUAGAGCAGAACAACAAGGAGUCUUCUGAGCUAUAUGCCGAUUUUGCUAAGAUUGCUGAGGAGAAUGAGUUGGCCUGGAAUUAUGGUCAGCCCGCUGCCACUGGGGAAAUAAUUGGGACAGUAUCGAAGAAGAACAGGAUGAUAUGCUUUCCAUAUCCUUUGCUGAUGAAUGCAUUUAAUAAUGUUAAUCUUGCAGCCACAUGUUUGCUCACCUCGACUGAGUAUGCCAAAGAAUUGGGUAUCCCUGAGGAUCGUUGGAUAUAUCCUCUUGGAGGCGCGGGCACAAGUAACGCUGCGAACUUUUGGGAAAGACCGAACUUCUAUUCCAGUCCGGCGAUAUCGAGAUCGUUGGAUGAAGCCCUGAAAGUGUCGGGGCUUGCAAAGGACGAAAUUGACGUUUUUGACUUCUAUUCCUGCUUCCCUAUUGUACCCAAACUCGCAUGCGAGCAUCUUGGACUUCCAAUAACGAAACAAAACAAACCUAUAACGCUUCUCGGCGGCUUGACGUCGUUUGGUGGGGCAGGAAACAAUUAUUCAAUGCACGCGCUCACAGCAAUGGUAAGAGAACUGAGGAAGGGAAAAGUCCAGCGAGGAUUGGUGCUUGCAAAUGGCGGUAUGGUGACAUAUCAAUAUGUUGUUUGUUUGUCUUCAAGACCUAGAGGGUCACCGUAUCCCGACCGUAAUCCCUUGCCGGAUCUCCUCACUAAGGAUCCGGCACCUGAAAUAGUUGAGAAGGCCGAGGGCGGGGCAGUAAUUGAGACGUAUACUGUUGAGUUCAAUCGGGAUGGGACUCUAUCCCGAGGUCAUGUUGUAGGUCGUUUGAAGAAUAGUAACCAUCGAUUUAUUGCAAAUCAUGGGGAUGAGAAUACUUUGAAACAACUUGCCAGUGCAACUAAAGAGCAGAUAGGGAGAGAUGGUUGGGUAAGUACAACAGGUGAUGGCCGGAAUUUAUUCGUAUUCAAUAACAGUGGGAAGUUGUAA
Mollisia scopiformis is the source of this 1599-nucleotide messenger RNA. RefSeq lists its product as uncharacterized. Bases 37 to 1599 code for a protein of 520 amino acids. Gene Ontology annotation, molecular function: acyltransferase activity. The record is from RefSeq and is a predicted model, not a curated record. Lineage: Eukaryota; Fungi; Ascomycota; Leotiomycetes; Helotiales; Mollisiaceae. The transcript is spliced from 8 exons.